UAAAAGAAAAGAAUAUAUGCGGGGAGGGAGGCAUUGGGUGAUUUGAAGGCGAAGAAAGCCAAACAGGUGAGUUUGUUUCAUUUGAUGUACCCAUUUGAUGCUGUGCCUGUGGGGGCGAAGAAGGGGUUUGUUUCAUUUUCCAACGCUCACAGAAAAAAUUAGAAAAUAAACCCAUGAUUGAAGGCUCGAUCUCCUCUUGAUGUGUGCUCCCUUCGUUUCCUGAUCUAUUUUCUGGAGCUUGCCAAUUAUCAAUGGAGAGUGCAUGCAUUACUGGUGGAUGCUACAUUCAUUUAUUGGGUUUAUAACGGUAUUAGUGGGCUCUCUUUUGACGUUCCGGACAUGGAAGACAAGAACAAUGGAAGUCGUAUGACAUCAGCUGCAGCAUUCGUGGAAGGGGGCAUUCAAGAAGCAUGUGAUGACUCUUGCAGCAUAUGCCUUGAGGAUUUUAGUGAAAGCAAUCCUUCAACGGUUACUACUUGCAAGCAUGACUUUCACCUGCAGUGCAUUCUUGAAUGGUGUCAGAGGAGCUCCCAGUGCCCUAUGUGUUGGCAGUCUAUUAGUUUCAAGGAUUCUACCAGUCAAGAAUUAUUUGAGGCAGUGGUUCAGGAAAGGAAUUUGAGAGUUACUUCUUCAAGAAAUGCAGCUGUUUUCCAUCAUCUGGGUCUUGGUGGUUUUGACUUGCAGCAUUUAUCCAUGGGAGUAAGUGAAGCAGAUAUUGAAGAGAGGAUAAUGCAACAUUUAGCUGCUGCUACAGCCAUGGGAAGAGCUCGCCACCUUGGUCGGAGAGAAGGAAAUAGGACUAGAUCAUAUCCUCAUGGUCGUCCUCCCUUCAUAGUGUUCUCAACUCCUCCACCUGGUGCUGUCUCUGCUGCUGGAGGGGGGACCGAACCAACUGCAAUUCCUGUAAUAAAUCCGUCCACCCCUCUUACAUCUGAAAGAGAUGAACAAUCACAGCAGAUCCCAAACCUUCAAACACAGGGUUCUUUACCUGCUGGAUCUACUGUCACGGAGGCAAAUCGUCAAGGAAUUCUUUUUAAUGAUCGCAGCUCCGCUGUCCAUUCUGUGCCUCCUGACCAGGGCAGAGCAGGACCAUCAGAACUUCAGUCAUUUUCCGAGUCUCUGCGAUCCAGACUUGGUUCAGUGUCUAUGAGAUACAAAGAGACUAUUUCAAAGGGCGCAAGGGGAUGGAGGGAAAAGCUGUUCUCUCGUAGUACGUCCAUGUCUGAUAUUGGUUCAGAAGUUAGGAGAGAGUUGAACGCUGGAAUUGCUAGUGUGUCCCGAUUGAUGGAGCGCCUUGAAACAAGAGAACAGAAUGAUAGGGCAGGGGAUAGCUCUUUGUCAAAUCAUUUGGCUGCAGAGACAAGCAACCCAAACAAUGCCGAAGCUCGUGAGAUUAAUGCUCUGCGUGACAACGCUCCAGCUGCUUGUUCUGCUGGCCCACGUUCAGACUGAGAUCUGUUGUGUUUCUGCUAUUGCAUCUUUCCUCAGCAUCUCAUAUUUGAAGGCUAACUAAUACUCCAGACAUGACAUGCUGAGGAGCAGAUGAUUUGGGCAUAGUCAUGGCUAUUAUAUGCUCUAAUUUGCAAUAGAAUUUAGUAUCUGAAAGACACUUGUGCUUCAAGUUAUGUAUGAUUGAUUUUUUUUUUUAAAAAAUAAAAUGUAAAUAUGCUAUAGAAAAUGGUGCCGACCAGCAAUUGAUGAUUACUGCGUAUUUAAGGAAUCGGCGUCUACCCUGAACAUGAUUUUAUCUUGAAGAGGGGCGUCCCAAUUCGCUGCGUCUUUUGUCCAUAAUCUGUACUCUUUCUUUUGUUAUCUUAUGCUGUGAUAUAUACUCCACUUGUGCUA
This is a messenger RNA of Prosopis cineraria, 1845 nucleotides long. Its product is annotated as E3 ubiquitin-protein ligase RHF2A-like. The coding region runs from base 340 to 1452 and encodes 370 amino acids. Gene Ontology annotation, molecular function: ubiquitin-protein transferase activity. The record is from RefSeq and is a predicted model, not a curated record. The transcript has 11 exons. Lineage: Eukaryota; Viridiplantae; Streptophyta; Magnoliopsida; Fabales; Fabaceae.